AUCUGAUACGGCAAAGAAGAACAGAAACUCUUUUAUGGUCUAUGUUUGCCAGAAAAUCACCACAGAUCUUUGACAUCCUCAGACACAGCAUGUUCUUGGCGAAACAGCAUUUCACAGCUCACGCUCGUCACGGCUUCCUGUGCGGUGGGCAGUUUGUCAGUUCGAUCAGGAGGAGCUCACAACACUGAAAGACUCUUCUGCUGAAUCAAAUUCCAUAAACCAAAAUGUCAAACCCAGUGGUGACCAGUCAACCAGGUGCAGGCGGCUACGGGACAAAUGUCCAGACAGGAGAGUGGAGCACGGGCCUUUGCUCCUUCUGCAGUGACUUUCUUGUCUGUGCUAUUGGCUGCGUGUGUCCACUUGCACUGAGCUGCUACACCGCGGAUAAGUAUGGAGAAAACUGCUGCUUGGGUUGUGUGCCAGGAGGAAUAACAGCCAUGAGGACUCAUAUGAGACUGACCUAUGGUAUUCAGGGAACCGUGUGCAACGACGCCUUGAUGUCUUGUUUCUGUGGACUUUGCGAGUUGUGCAGGAUGGCACGAGAAAUCCGCAUCAGGAGCGGAGAGGUCACACAGUAACCAGACACAGAGCAUUCUGGGCUGCUCGACAGUGGUUCCUAUUUGUCACUUUUGGCCUGUUGCUGUGGACGUAAUGUUUUUUUUUCUGUAGCUUGCCAAAUGCAGAGCAAUCAAUGAAAUAUGCAUUUUAAAAUGUUGAAUGGAUUUUUACCUUUAGCUUUAUACUGUGUGUCUGUGUAACACUGACGAUUUACAUUUUUUUUUGCAUCAGUGUAAAUAAAUUACAUUGUUCACUCA
Messenger RNA from Pleuronectes platessa (European plaice), 815 nucleotides. RefSeq names its product cornifelin. The coding region runs from base 225 to 578 and encodes 117 amino acids. Gene Ontology annotation, cellular component: cornified envelope. The transcript is spliced from 4 exons. Lineage: Eukaryota; Metazoa; Chordata; Actinopteri; Pleuronectiformes; Pleuronectidae. The record is from RefSeq and is a predicted model, not a curated record.